AUGGAAUCACUACUGAUCGACUCGCGCAUCCGGCGUCUCGGGCGUGCUCGGGCGAACCUGAGUGAGGGCGAUAAUGGCUGUGCUGAAUUCCAGCUCCGGCCAGCGCCACUUCGUCUCGGCCGCAGAGCGCAGCCAAAUGCCGUCUUCCACCAUACACCAGAACUCGUGUCUCCCCGCCGUUCGCCAGCCCGCAGAUCAGUGACGUCGGGUUUCUCCCUGCGGACCAGCAACGGCCCCCCGUCUCCUUCCCAUUCCACACCUCCGAGCGACGAGGAGUCGGACUUGAGCGAGCAGGGCGAUGACGAGCAGGCUAGCCUGGGCGUUGGGGCCAUGGGGUCUCCGUAUAGUGACCUGACCAAGUCACCCCCACCUACACGAGCUGAGAAGACGUCUCCUCUGUCACAAGAGAGUCUUUCAGAGUCUAUGCCGGCGUCGACAAUCAUCAGGAGACCGAUGCAGGAGCUAGCAAACAUCGGCAAUGUCAAAGAGCAGUCGGAUUCAUGCAAGGUGUUCAACUCAUGGCGGUCCAGCACCCCGGCACUCGACCAAACCCCGACUGGACAGCGCUCUGGACAAGUCCUGGCAGGUCACGGCAUCGGCACCAUGGAGAAAGAGGGGCGCCAUGUGCCUACAGGGGAUCUCAGUGUGAGGAUGCUCGCUGAGGUGAAGCAUGCUGCACAUUACACCGUCGCUGAGCGCAGGAGACUCUUUGAGGGUCACCAAGUUCCGCAUCCUGCAAAUGUUGCACUUUCAGGAGUAUCCGGGACGGCCGGUCGGUCGCAAGCCCCAGAAGGGGUCGGCGCUGCCGUGAGACAGACUUUCGUCACGACCAGAAGUGUCCCAGUUUCACCAGCGAGACAACACCGCCAAGGGCUGGUAGAGCCGCCGAUAUCCUCAAGUCAUACCAACGGCCCUCUCGCGAAAAUUACCUUGAGUGGCAUUGCCAAGCUCCGUCAUUCAUUCGAAGAGCCCCUUGGACUUGCUGCCCAAGUUGCUAGAGCUGACAAAACCCCCCAGCGGCCACAAUCUCGCUUUGUGUGCGAUAAGAGCCCGUCAAAGCCAGCCAUGGCCGAAUCGAACGACUCCGGCUCAUCUCAAGCACCUGCCAGCACACCAUCGUCGAAUGUGUUCAAGACUGUUACAGAGACUGCGCAUGACCUAGCUAUAGUUCGGGCUCAUCACAACGUCCACUUCUCCCCAGUCAAUACACCUGGGGACCGCCCUGGCCAGGUAUCAUCGAGGCCUACACCAGGGCAAGCUCCACGCGACCGGGAUUGUGCACCAGUUUUGGCAGCGCACAAGCCCGAGGGAGGUCAGCCACAGUCGCUCUCCAGCGGUGCCGUGAGGAGGGGACAGCGAGGUCAACCACCACCAGUCACCCCCACGCGUCCGGUGAGGAGAUCUUCGGUACUUCACUCCAGCCCUGUUCACUAUCUUUUGAGGUCGGCAAGGGGCAAUUCUGGGCUAGAGGCCUUGGGAACGACAGAGGAGGGUUUGGCACGGAGCGAACCCCGGAGAUACCACGAUAUGGACAAAUGCCAGGGGACUCGGUCCUGUCCCAGGAAGGUGGCAGACCUAUGUCGUCUCUUUGAUGUCCCGUCGACGGGCCAUGCGCCUUUUUCCACACCGAGGCGACAGAAGACGGGAACCGGCAUCCCGGGAUCGUCCGAGGCACUACCCACAUCGACCCUCAAGAACGCAAAACCGAAGCUAAGAACCGCCGACGAGAUUGAAGUAAAGCUUGCUCCUUCACCAAGCAAGCUGAAGUCACAAGAAAAGACAAACGGCCGCCCAUGCACUGUCACUACGGACGAAGGGGAAUCUCCGCUCAAGCAGAAGAUCCACUUGUUCGAGGAUCUCGGCAGCUCAGAUGCUGUCGACGAGAUCACAGCAGCCCAUCCGAGGCCCCGGGACUCAGGAACCGGCAGUCCCGUUAGGCAGGCCGAGAUCGGAGUCACGGUGAGGAAAUCCGGGACCCGGCGAGGCAAGAGAGCCGUGGGCAUUUUACGGAAAAUCUCUAAAUCGCUGGAUAUCCAUGGCUCCCGUGACACUCAGGAGGUGCCAUUGAAGAACGGCAGUCAGGCCUGGCUAGUGGGCACGGCAGCUGUCCAGAUGCCCCGCAAGAAGAUUGUUAAGCGCAGGCUUAAGAAGCAACCACCAGUCCUAGCCGCUGAGGCAGCUGCGGAUUCGAAGGCGUCGGCGGCCGCGCAGCAGAAUUACGAACAGCAAGAUUUCAGAAGCGCUGUUGCGGAACUCUCGUCCUACGAACGCCAAAUGAAGCAGAUGCCAGAGUUGGGCUCGAAGGGCUCGACAAGGGGUAGAGGUCUGUUCAAGAGGAAAAGUCUGCCCUUCCUGAAGGGCAUUCCGGCUCUCCAGGACUCCAAUGACACACACAACCCCAAAGAUAGCAACAGCAGUAAGGGCUGUUCAGCCAAACUAGCCCCAGGGACAGCCGGCGUCACUUCCGGGCUUGUCACUAGAGGCUCAGCUCAGGGCAGGGCAGAAACCCUGAGGCGCAGGUUCUCGGCUUCCCUCAGCAAGGCGAUGAAUCCUUUCCGCUCCGUCCCCGAAGCGGCACCGCAUCCGGGUGGCAAGAGGGGCGCCGGCUCAGGCCCGAGGGCGAACUCUCCAGCGGCCAGCGGUAGGACGGCCAGCAACGGUAGCGGUAGCAACACAGCCGCCGUGUCCGUGGUGCGAUGCAAUCUUCAGCAUCCAAAGCCGAUCCGGGGCAGCGAGGUGAGCCUCCUGAUCGGGCUCUGCGAGGAGAUGGGGAGCAAGAGACGGAGGUAG
Gaeumannomyces tritici R3-111a-1 is the source of this 2790-nucleotide messenger RNA. RefSeq lists its product as hypothetical. Bases 1 to 2790 code for a protein of 929 amino acids. NCBI's taxonomy places the organism in Eukaryota, Fungi, Ascomycota, Sordariomycetes, Magnaporthales, Magnaporthaceae. The transcript is spliced from 2 exons. The record is from RefSeq and is a predicted model, not a curated record.